This is a messenger RNA of Rotaria sp. Silwood1, 1347 nucleotides long. The record is from the annotation of a GenBank genome assembly. Lineage: Eukaryota; Metazoa; Rotifera; Eurotatoria; Philodinida; Philodinidae.
AUGAAUAUCUUUUAUGAAAGAUUCGAUUCAUAUAUUAAUAAACUUGAUAUUAAAAAACGAAACAAGUAUACAAUAAAAGAUGAAAUGUAUUUGAAUAUUACAAACGUUCUUAAACAGGAAGAUGUAAAUGCAUCAGCAAAAUUCAAAUUCUGGACUCGAAGAAGUUUUCGACUUAUGGAAAUUGGCUCAUCACAUCUGAUAUAUAAUAUAAAAAAUAAUUUACCAUUAAUUACUUAUGAAAAAAUAUAUGAAAAAAUAAAUGAAUGUCAUAUAGCAGUUGGUCAUUCUGGACGAGAUAAAACAUGGGCUGAGGUUCUUAUACUUAUUGUUUUACCACUAAAUAAUAAUACUACAUUAUAUAGGGCAAAUAUUAUUCUGAACCUCAAAUUGGAUUGGCCUGAUUUGAUAAUUAUUAAUGGACGCCCAAGACAUCCACAGAGUCAGGGUCUUGUUGAAAGGGCGAAUGCUGUUGUUCAAAAAAUGUUAGGUAAAUGGUUAGAAACAAAUGAAUCUCGUGAUUGGCCUAGUGGCUUAGGUCCUGUCAUGCUUGCUAUAAACAAUUGUAGGUCUCAAAGUACAAAGAAAACACCAUAUGAAAUGGUAUUUGGACAACGUGUACGUAGUGAUCAUGAUUUUUGGUUACAAAUUCAUCAACAAACGGAAAAUAAAUCAGUUAUUAAUGAAGAAGAGUUACCAACAUCAAUUAUCGAUGAUUUAAAUUUUGGUAACGAAGAAUUCAUUGAAGAUGAUUGUUUAUGUGAUGCUACUUUUUCAAAAACAUUGGUACUUUCAUCAGAUAUUAAUAAAUUUGAAUCAAAAGAGUUAAAUAACCAUGAUUCGCAUAAACGCAUUCGUGAUGAAGCUGAAAAAAACUAUAUUCGUACAGCAGAACGUCAGUUAAAGAAUUAUCAACAACGCUUAAAAAGACAAAAAGUGUAUCAAAUCAAUGAUAUAGUGGGAUUGAAAAUAGCCGAAGUUGAUCGUUCAAAUACUGCUCCGUCGAUAUUGCCUUGUAAAAUUAUUGAAGUAAUAAGAAAAGAAGAAUCUUUAAAUACACUAUAUAAACUAGUAACCGUAGAUGGAAUAAUAACUGAUUUAUUUUCAUCAACAGAUCUUAUUGAUUUAUCUGAAACUAUUUCAGCUGAAUUACGACAAUUGGACCAUAGUACUGUACCAAAUAUUACUUUUAUUCAAGCAUGUCAAAUUUUCACACAAUUCAAAGCUAUCAAUUCUUGUAAAUGCAUGGGUUCAUGUGACACGAAACGAUGUCCAUGUAAAAGACAAUCUAUAAAAUGUUGCAGUAAAUGUCAUCGUGGUAAAUGUGUAUCGUGUAAAAAUAAUAUAUGA